AUGGCGGAGCUGGGAGACGCCGACAAAGCGGAAUUGCAGCGCCUGGUGGCGGCCCAGCAGCAGAAGGCGCAGUUCACCACACAGGUGCACCACUUCAUGGAGCUACGUUGGGACAAAUGUGUGGAGAAGCCAGGGAAUCGCCUAGACUCUCAUACCGAAAACUGUCUCUCUAGCUGUGUGGACCGCUUCAUUGACACUACUCUCACCAUCACCAGUCAUUUUGCCCAGAAUGUACAGAAAGGAGGGCAGUAG
Molecule: messenger RNA, 252 nt
Organism: Eptesicus fuscus (big brown bat)
Lineage: Eukaryota; Metazoa; Chordata; Mammalia; Chiroptera; Vespertilionidae
Product: mitochondrial import inner membrane translocase subunit Tim8 B-like
Exons: 2
Coding region: 1-252 (83 amino acids)
Source: RefSeq, a predicted model, not a curated record